AUUUAUUUCUGCAUCGGAAGAAUUAAAUUAAAAUGAAAUAUCUUGGGUUAUUGGUCGUUAUAUACACUUUGACGAUUCAAGAAUCUGAUCAAAUCUUGUGGAAUACUGGAAACUUUGAAUUUUCUUCGUAUUCUCCAAAAGCAAGCACAGAGGUAGAAAUCCCUUAUAUGAGUUGCCAGACGGUGGCCCCUUUGUACGUAAGCGCAACAGCCAAACCCACAGACCCUUCACUGCCUUAUAAAUUCAACCUAACGAUACUGAAAGUUAGUCUGACUAGUUUUGUGGUCAAAUUAAAGAGAACUGACGAUUCGACUGGUUGGUAUGUGUCGUUGAACGUGGCAUGGCUUGCAUUCACAAGACAACCAUUUAUCUUUCGCAACACGGUGAUCUGGCUUCGCGAUUUUUCUUACGCGGUUGCCAUGCAGCGUCAGGUGGCAGAGCAACAGUGCAACGAAGUUGGCGGUAAACUUGUAGAAAUCUCUGAUAAACAAAUGUACGACGCAGUCUAUAAUCAUGUCGAGAAGAACUUUAUAUUUGAUAAUCGAACCGCAAUUUGGUUUUGGUUGGGUUCCAGUUAUGACUACCAGAACAGCAUGGUUGUACAAAGCAAUGGAGAAGCAGGUUAUAAUGGGACUUGGGUCGUCGGUUUUCCCAACAAGAAACAUAGUUGGCGUGGCCUACUCGUGCUGAUUGUGUCACCUGGAGGAAAUAAAACCUUAAGCGGGAUGCAAAAUCGGUCAUCGAAAUUUUAUUCAUGCGGAAACACCAAAUGCACUUCACUUUGUGCAAUGAGACUUCCAUAAACCACGGGGCGCGGUUUUAGAUGUUUCUUUGAAUAUCGACAAGUAACUGAAAAU
Ciona intestinalis (vase tunicate) is the source of this 857-nucleotide messenger RNA. Lineage: Eukaryota; Metazoa; Chordata; Ascidiacea; Phlebobranchia; Cionidae. The record is from RefSeq and is a predicted model, not a curated record.